Messenger RNA from Caenorhabditis sp. 36 PRJEB53466, 1977 nucleotides. NCBI's taxonomy places the organism in Eukaryota, Metazoa, Nematoda, Chromadorea, Rhabditida, Rhabditidae. The record is from the annotation of a GenBank genome assembly.
AUGCUGGACAUUCUCGUCGACGUCGUCACCUCAACGUUAGCCGACGGAGGAGUCAACCUCACCGAUUUUAGGGUAAGUGGCUUUCCGGAUUCCUCCUUCCACUUCUUAUUCUUCGUUCUUCAGCAUUGUUUCCUGUGGGCUUUGAUCGUCGGAAUAUGUCUCGCUUUCCUGCUCGGAUUCGGAAUGGGCGCCAACGACGUCUCGAACGCGUUCGGAACUUCGGUCGGCUCGGGCGCUCUCACUCUCCUUCAGGCCUAUCUUCUCGCGACGAUAUUUGAGACUCUCGGCUCGGUGUUGGUUGGAUAUAACGUGAUAGACACGAUGCGGAAGGGCGUCGUCGACGUGGCAGUCUACAACAAUUCGGCCGGAGACUUCAUGAUCGGACAGGUUGCAACGCUGGGAGGAUGUGCCACAUGGCUCAUGAUCGCCACGUUCCUCCAUCUUCCUGUUUCGACGACGCACGCCGUCGUGGGCGCCACUCUCGGAUUCUCGAUCGCCUGCAAAGGAUUCCAGGGAAUCCAGUGGAUGAUGGUCGUUAACAUCGUCGCCUCGUGGUUCAUUUCUCCGAUCUUCGCCGGAUGCAUCUCACUUCUCCUCUAUCUGCUCGUCGAUCAUGUCAUUCUGAGAACGGUAUACCCAUCUCCUCCGUUCCCUUCCCUCUCCAAUGUAUUCGUUUCCAGAAGAACCCAAUCGCCAACGGUCUCAUGUGGCUUCCGAUUUUCUAUUUCGCGUGCAUCACAUUCAACAUGUUCAUGAUCUCCUACCAAGGAUCCAAAGUGCUCCAUUUGUCGUCGGUCCCUCUCUGGGUCGCCCUUCUCAUCAGUUUCGGCGCUGGAACCAUUGCCGCUUUAGUCUGUCACUUCUUGAUGGUCCCGAGGAUUCGAAGAUUCGUCACUUCAGCUGGGAAGGAAGCAGAAACAGAAGCAGAAACCCGUGGCUCGCAGACAUCUUCUGUUGUGAUCUCUGUCGUGGAAGAUCCGGAGUUGGAUAAAGUGACAAUCAGAAGUGGAACGACGACUUCCACCUACAGCACGGUCUCUCCGCCAUCUCCUCCGGCUCCCCAAGGAAGUCAGUUUCACGUUUGUUCAUUUGAGUAACAUUCACAAUAUCAUUUCCAGAAGUCCGCAAAUUCUUCACAUGGCUACUGCCCGACAAGACUCGUAAGGAGAGUCCGGAUACGCUGAAAAUGUUUAGUUCGGUGCAGACUCUGACUGCCUGCUUUGCCGGUUUUGCUCACGGAGCCAACGACGUCUGGUAAGUACUGUAGCCGGAACCAAGAGACCAUUUCUUAUCACCUAUCUUCCCUUUCAUUCGCUUUUCGUAAUUUAUUUCCUCUUAUCAGCCGCGUCGAUCAAGAGCAGUACGGAAUUCCGAACCGAACAGAACCGGAAUGAAAGUGAAUGUGUGCAGCCUAGAGAAUAGAAAAAUGAGCUUCAUCUCCACUCUCAUUUAUUUUCAGCAAUGCUAUCGCGCCGCUCGUCGCGCUCAUCGCCGUCUACCGUGAUUUCGACGUGUAUCAGAAGAAGGAUACUCCGAUCUAUGUGCUGCUCUACGGAGUGCUCGCAAUCUGCGUCGGCCUCUGGUGUCUCGGUCACAAGGUACUCUUGGGGAGGUAUAAGCCGUUAAUCGGCUUGCCUCACCAGUCGGCGAUUCCGGAGAGUGACCGGUGAAUUGCAGGUCAUCCGAACCGUCGGCACGAAAAUGAGCGAAGUGAAUCCGGCGUCCGGCUUCUGCAUUGAAUUCGGAGCCGCCGUCACCGCGCUGCUCGCCUCUAAACUGGGACUUCCGAUCUCCACGACGCACUGUCUAGUGGGCGCCGUCGUCACAGUCGGAAGUGUCAAAUCCGGCAAAUCGAUCGACUGGAGCCUCUUCCGAAACGUCGCCUUCUCCUGGGCCAUCACACUCCCGGUGGCCGGAGGAUUCGCAGCCCUCUACAUGUGGCUACUCCACUUCACCAUUCCCACUCGCUACCGGUAA